CUGCGUGCGCAAUCUAUUAGAUACUCUUAGGAAAAUGUUGCAAAAAUAAAUGGAAGAUGCUGGACAUGUAUGUCACCUAUCAACAAGGUUUAUUUCUAAGGCAAACGUUCCUCAUAACCAUACUGUUGACAUGGUUCCCUUGAACAUGAAAUUGAUGGAGGCUGUCAGAAGAUGACAGGUAACCGUGAUACAGUCCAGUUUCCCUGCCAACGAGGAACAUGGCAGGUGGUGCAGGCUCUACUGGGAAACCUCAAAAACUUGUCUCAAUCACUGCAGGGUGACCUGAAGGAGUUAUGUAAGGAACAUCAGGCCAUUGUUGACAUAAGCAAUGGGUUAGGAGAAACAGAAGAGACUCACUGGGGAGAAUGUAUUCUAUAUGGGCUAGUCAAAUUCCUGAAAAAACAAGCAAAUAAAGAGGAAAGACGUGUAUUUCUCCAGUCUACUUUUCCUGCCAUCAUCGACCUGGCUUUGGACCACCCAAAUGUCAUACCAGCAAAGGGUAUUGCCUAUAGUAAACAACAACAGGCAAGCAACACAGUGAUCAGUCGGAGGUGUGUGGCUUCUAUACUGGCGUGCGGAUUCCUCUGUUUGUUUGAAGAACGAGGCAAGCCAUGGAUAACCCAUCAACUGACCAAUGUUAUCAACUUUACCAACUUUUUCAAAAAUCUUCAAAUGUCAUCCCAAUUCGCCAAGCUUAGAUGCAUAUUAAACUACUUUGAACAAGUUGGGGAAAGAGGAAAAAACUUGGAGGGAAAUGUAACCUUUGUUAGACAGGUAAUAACAAGAGAGGAGAUGCCGACGAUGGAUUCGUGGUUAAACUGUGAUCAGAUGCUGUGUCCCAUGACAGUGUAUGAGGACGGUGUAAUUGAAGAUGCAGGUUGUGAGGCUGUAGAGGUGGACUUUGCUAACAAGUACAUUGGUGGAGGUGUCUUAGGCAGAGGGCGUGUCCAGGAGGAGAUUCGGUUCACUGUGUGUCCAGAGCUGAUCGGGUCUAUGCUGUUCAUGGAGUACAUGGAGGAGAAUGAGGCCAUUAUAAUCAAGGGUUUUGAGCAGUUCUCUGCCACUCAGGGCUAUGCUGGAAGUCUUCUUUACCUGGGGCCAUAUGCGGACCCUGCCACUAGAGACGAGAACGGCAUCCUGAUGACCACCCUCUGUGCCAUUGAUGCUGUUUCCUACAGAAACGACCAACAGGUACAAUACAGUGACUACAUGUUUGUGAGGGAUCUCAAUAAAGCCUAUGUGGGCUUCAGUGCUAGGAGCCUGAGGGGUUUGACCCCUCCCCGAGAGACUGGAGUGACCCUGCCCCCGGAGACUGGAGGACAGGCUGAACUGGAUUCUCCAUCAGAAGAUAAGGUCAGCACCCCAACUGAUGAAGAGUACCUCACAGCCACGGAUGAUGAAAUAGAGAUGGAUGGUGACCCCUAUUUGAAUGCAGUUUCCAAUCUUGCUGAUGGUCUUCUUGCUGACAUAAUGUCUUUGGCAUUACUAGAGGCAUCAAGCCAGCUAAAAGGUCAAGGUGGGGAAUAUGAUACUGGUCAAGGUCAAGAUGAUCAACCAAGCCUGCAAAUCUGUAAUGAUGCUAGUUCUGUCAAAUUUGAAGAAUCGUUGAUUAAGUCUGAUGACGUGGAAGGAAAAGAAAACUUGGAUGUGGAUCUCUCAGAUUGGGUGUCUAGAUUUCGUAGGCGUAGUUCCAAUUUGAGUGACAUAGGGUCGCGAAGUAGCACAGCUAGUACGAGGCACAGUUCAGAGUUUAGUUCAGAAUUCGAAGAAUAUUAUGAAAACUUUCAAAAGCGAGAACAACCUGUCAUCCAGAAAACUAUAAAAGAAGAGAAUUUUAUAGAUAUUAAUGACUUUGCUGUCAAUUUAGCUGCAAAACUUUUACAUGAGGGUACGUUUUUAGCAGCUCAUAUCAAGAAACCAGGUAUUCAAAACUUCCACUGUGAUGCUCCAGAUAGCUCAAUGGUGAAACCGAAAGCAAGAAAGAAAUCCAAGGACAGCACAGACAGUGAUAGUAGUGUGACAGACGAUGAUAUUGAUGAUACUUUGAUAUCACACGACCAGCAACAUUCCAUUGAACAGCCUAGCAAGAGGCUUGAAACCUCAGAGUUAAAAUGUGAUAUUUCUGAAUCUACUGCAAGGAGAUUUGCAGAUAAUUUUAUCAGGACACUUUUUCCAUUCCCAGAACAGAUGAAAAUAGAUUCCAACAAGCCAAGCUGUGAUGAGGAAGCAUUUGUGGAGGCAUCUAGUAGUACUGGAGAUACUGACCAUGUCCAGGGAAGGUCCGAGUCCAGUGCUACAUCAUCAUUAUAUACUGUGUAUACAUCUGAUCUCUUAAAACAAGAUAUUUUAACAGAGCAAAACAAACUGAAGAAAAAUAUUGACUUCAGAUCAAAGUCAAAAGAAUCUAGAAAUUCUUCUCGCACCAUGACGAGAGAAAUGAAGAUGGUGGCCACCGAUUUUGUACACGGGGUUGUGAUUGGAGCACUUCAAAAGUAUUCCGAAGAAUUAGACAGUGAUAUCAGCAUUCAGGAUAUAGACCAUGAUACUUUUGAUGAUAGUGAUUCAGACUUGGGUGACAUGGAGAUGGGAGAGAAGGAUGAGUGUGUGUACGAGUGUGAUGACAUUAUAGAUAGUAAACCGGUGUUUGAUCAGCCAUCUGUUGUUGGGAUUUCAAGUGAACGUUAUGAAAAUAUUGUUGACAAUUCUAACAGUGAUUUCUGCCUUGGAGAUAGUGCUAGUGUCUGUGAUGCUAGGAAUUGGGAGCAUAGGCAUUCAGAUGGCCAUAAACAGGCCGCUGAAACUUUCAUUCACAGUUCUGAUAGACCAUCAUCUACAGCUGAUAUUGUCCUUGAGGUUGAGAACUCUGACGAAAGUUGUAGAAUACCACAAGUUAUGAUAACUGAUGAAAAUCGACGUGAACAGAUGGCAGAGGAACUUUAUCUAAAUGUUGCUGAAAAACUUGUACAGGACCAAGUCGCAAAUGCACUCUCAGGCAUGAGUUCUCAAAGCAAUGAUAGUACGUCCAAUGAUACGGAUGUGAGACCUAAAACUGAGAAAGUUUCCAGGAAAGGAAAGUUAAAACCAAAAACUAAGUUAUCUGACAAAGAACUAGAGCCUCCUCGAAACAAAUAUCGCUGUCACAGCAGCAACAGUAGUGGGAGUUGUCUGUCCUUGUCCCGAGAUAACCACCGGGAAUCGCACAUGGAAGAGAAGGAGCCGAGGAAGGUGACAUUCUUUGCUUCAUCCCUUUCUAGAGAUCUCCUAACCAAUGCCUUUGUGGAAGUUCAGAGAAAUAUGAACGGUGGUAACGUCUUUCGUCGAAGUAGUGAACCUUUAAAAAUUUCUAAUCAUGCAGCGAAAUGUCUGUUUGAGAAUUCCACCAAUGGGACCAACGGUAAAGGAGAGAAGCACAUGAGUUUGACAGAUGAAGAUGUAGGCAGAUUCGCUCAGGAACUCAGUAGAUGGGGAUCUCUUGAGGAGUUUAGAGCACAGCUACGCCGGGGCUCCUGUGGGUUUAGGGACCCAACCCUUUCCAGGUUUGCAGAGCAGCUGAUGAAAAGCGACUGUAAAAUUCCUGACUUCCAUUUCCUUGAAUCUACCAACUGGAGUACUAGUGGUGAUUCUUCCGUCUCUUAUGUCAGCAGUGUAAGCGGCUUUAAGGAUACUGUCUUAGCUGGGUUUGAGGAGGAACUACUGAGCGCAUCCUGCACUAAAGUCACCACAAAGAGUCCAAAGUACACCAGAUUUGUUUACAACAAGAAGAUUCCAAAAGUAACAAGACAGAGAAGUCUUGUAAAAGAAAAAGAUAACGGGAUUGUGGAUCUUGUAGACACAGUGUCUGCUUCGAAAGGAGUCCGAGGUAAAUCAUUCGACAGUGAAAUGUCAGCAUUAUCCUGGGGAUCGUUACAGUCAUCACCUAGUCAAAGUGGGGAUGAAUUCUCAAAUUUUGCUGAUAAGCUAGCUGAAAGAAUUGUGCAAGAAUCAUUUGAGACUCUUUUCCAUAUACAACCGGAUUCUGAGCCAUGUCAGUCGGACACAGAAUCUGAGACUGAUGAGGCAUGUCUUUAUGACUUUGCCAACAACAUGGCUAAUGAUAUUUUGUUACAGUCUUUAGUUAGCCUUGCCAAUAGCUAUGCCACAUAUAGGAAAGAAAAGAAACGUCUUUCUGAUGCCAAUACAUCAACAACUAGUGAUUCUGUGUCGGAAUUGGAAUCCAGAAACUCUACAGAUGCUGCGAGUGUUUCGAGCGUUCAGCGAAGUGUUUCCGAUGAUUACACCGAUGCACUUGACAUACCAUUCCGUCAGCUUGAGAAUUAUGCAGAGGAAUUGGCAGCAAGUGUUCUACAGCACUCUGUCAAUGUUUACCAACGAGAACUAGACAGUGAAAAGAAGAGGGUGUAUGGCCGUCCAAUAUCGACUGGGAACUGGGGGUGCGGUGCUUUCUGUGGCGAUCCUCACCUCAAGUCCAUGCUACAGUGGAUGGCUGCCUCUUACGCAGGAGUACCCAAUGUAUUUUACUACACCUUCCAACACCCUGAUCUGGAUCAGUUACAAGAGGUGAUAGACUCUAUACUGAAGCGUGGUUGGAAUGUUGGACAGUUGAUGGAGGCUGUACGCUGUUACUGUGUUACGGUUAGAGAGAUGGAGGAGACGGACAUCAACAAACCAAACCUAUUCCAGUUACUUCUAUCAGAUGAUACGUUCCAAGACAUCCAUUGAAUACUCAGCGAAGGAAUGUGUGAUUGGCAGUCUAUUGUUUACGUUACUGUUUGUUGCCAAGCUAUGCUACUGAGAAUGCAGUGUUUAACUUGUCAUUUCAGUGUACAAUUCAUUAUGCAGUGUAAUUAGGGGCUAAGCUGUGAUAAAGUUCAACAAUAGUUACAUUUGAGAUUAGAAAUCUCCUUCAAAACCUAAUUUGUGUUAUAAGAUAAUAGCAAUGUGUGAAAGUAUUCUUCCAAAUUUUUGCUUUGAUAUUCUGUUCUGUACUGCUUCUCAAGAUUAAUACUUGAAAAGUGUCUUUAUAGCAAGUAAGUUAGGAGAGUGUUAACUCUCUGAAACUGUAAGGAGCUUUACCCAUCUAGAGGUCAAAGUUCAUUAUGUUUUCAAAUUUUUAAGAGGUCAAUUUGUGUUCAUUCUUUUGAAAGUGAAAUUACAAUAUAUGAAGAAAUAAAAUUCUUUAUUGCAUAUUUA
Molecule: messenger RNA, 5190 nt
Organism: Pecten maximus
Lineage: Eukaryota; Metazoa; Mollusca; Bivalvia; Pectinida; Pectinidae
Biological process (GO): ATP generation from poly-ADP-D-ribose; nucleotide-sugar metabolic process; carbohydrate metabolic process
Cellular component (GO): nucleus; cytoplasm
Molecular function (GO): poly(ADP-ribose) glycohydrolase activity
Source: RefSeq, a predicted model, not a curated record